Mollisia scopiformis is the source of this 1026-nucleotide messenger RNA. RefSeq lists its product as uncharacterized. The annotation marks the transcript as partial. The record is from RefSeq and is a predicted model, not a curated record. NCBI's taxonomy places the organism in Eukaryota, Fungi, Ascomycota, Leotiomycetes, Helotiales, Mollisiaceae. The transcript has 7 exons.
UGCCUCGUUCAAUCACUUUCGAACUCUACCUGCCUCCCAACCGACGAAGAGUGUAUCUGCACGAACGCUCCGCUGAAUGCUGAGAUCAGAUCAUGUGUGGAGUCAACAUGCACCGUCAAAGAAUCACUGGUAACUCUCAACGUAACUUCUGUAGCAUGUAAUGCUCCCAUCCGAGACCGGAGGACACUCUAUGACGUGAUCUCGAACGUUUUUGGAGUAAUAUCUGGCGUGGCGGUUGUGUUGAGAUUACUCUCCAGAUAUCUUUCUGAUUGCAACUUCUGGUUCGACGAUUAUGCCAUCUUACUUACAAUGGCUAUUGGUAUUCCAAGCUCUGUUAUUUCUGUUCAUGGACUUACUUCGAACGGACUUGGUAAAGACAUCUGGACGUUAAGCUUCAAGAACAUCAGCGAUAUGAUCCAUGUCUUCUUCGCAGCGGAGCUGCUCUAUUUCGCCGAAUUAGCCCUGGUAAAGAUCUCUAUUUUGUUUUUCUACCUACGUUUAUUCCCUGGGACCAAAAUUCGAAGAGUCAUUUAUGCAACUGUCAUUUUCAACAUAUUUUUCGCUAUCGCCUUCAUCAUGACCGCCCUUCUUCAAUGCGAACCGAUCAGUUACUACUGGAAGAAGUGGGAUGGGGAACAUCAGGGAAUAUGCCUCGACAACAAUGCAUUGGCGUGGUCGAAUGCUGCUAUCAAUAUUGCAGCAGAUAUUUGGCUACUUGGUCUUCCUAUGACCCAGCUAGUAACACUCAAACUUCAUUGGAAGAAAAAGAUCAGUGUGGGAAUGAUGUUCGGGGUUGGUGCUUUCGUCACAGUCGUUAGCAUUCUCCGCCUUCACUCACUGGUUCUCUUCUCAAACUCCCAGAAUCCAACAUGGGAUUACGUUGCGGUUGGAUACUGGUCUACAAUUGAGAUCAACGUCAGUAUUAUCUGCUCUUGCAUGCCAAGUAUCCGUUUGCUGCUGGUGCGUUCGUUUCCAAAAAUGAUGAGCACAACGUCAGACAAGUCAAAGUACAUCAACGAUCGCGAU